GUUGCAAUGUUUUAUAUUGCAGCCAUGCCUCUUCCAGACACAAUGUUCUGUGCCCAGCAAAUUGACAUCGCCCAAGAGCUGCCAGACAUCCUGAAAAACUUCACCAAGGCAGCCGUCCGUACGCAGCCCGAGGACCUGCUGCUGUGGUCUGCGGCAUACUUUACUGCGCUGUCUAAAGGAGAGCGUCUGCCUGUGAAGGAUCGGCUGGAGCUGAAUGUCACACAUAAGACGGACAGCGCGAUGACUCCUGGUCUGCUAAAGACUCUCCAUAAACAGCUAUCCAUCAGGGAGACGUGCAGCGAGGAGGAACUGCGGGAGAAGUGGAGGGGUCUGUGUCUACCUACGGAUCAGCUGGAGACCCUGCUGUCGCUGGGCAGUUUUGGCUCAGACAUCGAUUGGAUGGAGUUUUUUGCCCUGGGCUGCAGUUCUCUGGGAGAGACGCUCAUAAGUUCCCUCAAGGUUGCUUGCGAGCUGCUGACGGAGGACGAGGAGGGCGGUCCUGCCAGGAUCCCGUUCGACAUUUUUGUCAAACUCUACACCUACCUGGCUCACCUGGAGGGGGACAUGCCACAGGAUCACAUCGAUAACUUCCUUGGCUCAAGGCCCAAGUGUAGGUGCUGCGUGGAUGUGUGUUGGUGUGCAUGUGUCAAUAUGCUUCUAGAAAUAAAGCCUAGCUCACUGCAUCUACGUGCAAUAAUGAGUCUCCAACAGAGAUGUUAUUGACUUGUCUUUUCUCAAAGCGCUCAUUUGAAUCAGUUAUCUGUGGGUUAACUUUCCGUCUAUACAGGUGAUCAGUCAUAUGAUGGAUUAGACUCACGUGACCUCAAAAACUGUUAUGCACAAGCAAGCAGAACUUUUCCAGAUUGUUUUGAUCACUCGAGAUGGCUAACAAGUCACCAAGACUUUGAUAAUGAUAAUUGUAAUAUGAGCACAGAUGAUUCGACCCCCUUUUUGUUGCUGAAAAGUAGAAACUUAAAACUCCAGUGUGUUUAACAAGCGACACACUCAUAUAGAAAUGCAGGAAAUGCACUCAAAACGACUUUUGGCAUUAAGCAUGCAUCAAUGCGUCCUCUGCAGUGAUUGCUGUGGUCUGUAAGUGUUGGUUAUACACACAGACAAGCGAAGCCAGAUCUCUUGGCCUCAGAUGAUGCUGUGAGCUCAUAAUUGUCACUCUUGUGAAACGCCGAGCUGUUGCACUGAUGGACUGGUUUCUCUGCCCCGACAGAAACAAGCAGGGUAACAUGAUUCAGGUUUCCAACUUCUACAUCAGGAAGUGAGGGAGGAAGAGACGCCAAGCAGUGGAGGACAGGAAGGGAGCGAUAGAGACAACAAGCUGAAUGUUCUAUUAAUAAACGAGAUAGCGGAUGCUCCUUCA
Gasterosteus aculeatus aculeatus (three-spined stickleback) is the source of this 1375-nucleotide messenger RNA. NCBI's taxonomy places the organism in Eukaryota, Metazoa, Chordata, Actinopteri, Perciformes, Gasterosteidae. The record is from RefSeq and is a predicted model, not a curated record.